Didymella exigua CBS 183.55 is the source of this 249-nucleotide messenger RNA. RefSeq lists its product as uncharacterized. The record is from RefSeq and is a predicted model, not a curated record. The transcript is spliced from 2 exons. The coding region runs from base 1 to 249 and encodes 82 amino acids. NCBI's taxonomy places the organism in Eukaryota, Fungi, Ascomycota, Dothideomycetes, Pleosporales, Didymellaceae.
AUGCAGCUCAUGGACGCAGCUGUGGCGAAGACAGAUCAGACAGGCUGGUUUAAGCAGACAGGCUGGCCGGAGCACUUUGCAGGCCGCAAUCUGGCACAUCUUGCGCAUCAGGCCCAGCUGCCCAAUCGAGGCGAGCGCAGGAAGAAGAAGAUAGACUACAUGAAGGAUGCGCGCGAGCUGUUCUGCUGGCAAGGCUCGCAGCGCUUGCGGGCAAUGCAGCUGUGGGACGCUUUAGAAGGUGGCGAUUAA